Messenger RNA from Saprolegnia parasitica CBS 223.65, 2712 nucleotides. RefSeq lists its product as hypothetical. Lineage: Eukaryota; Oomycota; Saprolegniomycetes; Saprolegniales; Saprolegniaceae. Gene Ontology annotation, biological process: transmembrane transport. The transcript has 11 exons. The record is from RefSeq and is a predicted model, not a curated record. Bases 1 to 2712 code for a protein of 903 amino acids. Gene Ontology annotation, molecular function: ABC-type transporter activity; ATP binding; ATP hydrolysis activity. Gene Ontology annotation, cellular component: membrane.
AUGGCACGCCAGCAGCGGUCGGCGUCGGCGUCCGACGCAGUCCUCGAGAAGGAGCAGCAGAUGCACCGCGCUCCGGCGCAUGGCGGCGCUCGACCAGUUGUGCCCUUCAAGCUCGUGCAGUUCGUGCUCUUCCUUGACUUCUUCAUCAACCUCGUUGCCACGACCAUGACGUCACAGUACACGUUCUUUGAAGUCGCCAAGCACACGCGGCUUCUCUCGACGGCUGCCGUCGGCCUCUGCGCGCUCGAGCUCCUCCUGCGCAUCGCCUGUCUUGGCCGCCACUUCUGGUCGUCGGUCGUCUCGUGCCUCGACCUGGCGGCGUUUGCGCUCAUGGCCGCGCUGCUAGGCUGCCGCUACUGGAAGAAGGACAACCGCAACAACUGGCGCAUUGACUUGAACGGCAAGGAGAUGGACGAGUACCACGACAAGUUCAAGAUCAACCAGAUCGAACAGUACUUUGCCGCCGCCUACGUUUUCGCAGUCGCACUGCGCUUUGUGCUCAAGUCGCAGGCCCGCGACUACUCGCUCUCGCUGCAGACGCCGGCGAAAGCAACGACGGUCUCGGUCGCGUCGCUGAAAUCCACGCUGCGCUCGAUGCCGGGCAUGACGCAAGAAGCGCUCUCGUUGAUGACCACGGACCUCGCGAUCCUCUGCGGCGACGACGACGGUCUCCUCACCACGACCGAAUUGCAGCUUUUUCUUGAAAAAGCCGUGCUCCACCGCCCGGCCGACAUGUCGAUCAACGCGUUUCUCCAGCACCUCCAGAGCCUCGACACGACGCCUGUCGUUGCCUACGGCAUCCAAGACGUGCUCGGCUCGACCUACCGCCACUGGUCGAACCAAAAGAUGCUCAUGCUGGCGACGUUCCUCAUCGUCUUGUUCCACGCGACCCUCGUACCCAUCCUCGCGUACCUGCUCCAGAUCCUCGGCGAUUACGCAUUUCCCACGCUGGACGACACUGGCACCUACAUCGAUGUGCCGGGUGUCAAGCCCAACCGGACGCUCACGAUUGGUCUCGCUGGCCUCGGCGGCCUCUGCGUUCCAUUUGUAAUUUUGGAUGCGCUCAUGGGGUUUUGCCAGUCGCGACUCUUGUCGCGCGCGACCGAGUCGAUCCAGAACCGGUUGGUGUCGCUCUUGCUCCACGAGUCGACGGCCUUUUACGCCAUGCGAUCCGAAGGCGACCUCAACAACCUCUUUGCCUCGGACGUUGCGCGCGUCAACACGCUGUGGCAAGCUGUGUUUUGGAAUUUCAUCUACCCCGUCGUGUCGAUCACGCUCGGCUUUGGCGCCCUCUUCUUCUUCGAGCCCACAAUCGCCAUCAUGAGCUUUGGCUUUGUCAUCAUCUCGGUCAUGUCGGGACCGCGCACGUUUGCGUCGACGCAGUCGCAAGCGUUUGGCUCCAAGUCGGCGUUUGCCGCUGCCGAGUUUCAGAACGCGGUCGGGUGCCACAAGGUCGUCCGCGCCUACCGCAUCCAGACGCCGCUCCUUCGCAAGUUUUCAAAUACCAUUGACACGCUGCGCGAAGCCCAGUUCCGCAAUGAUUUCUGGAGCGGCCUCGUCCAGAUCUACGUCGAGUCAGCCAUGUUCCUCUUUGUCGCGAUCAUCACGUGCGGCAUGGCGGUCAAGGUGUGGCAAGGCUACAUGACGGCGGGUGACUUUUUCUCGGUCGUGACGCUCCUCAGCCGCGUCUCGACGCCCGUGACGGUCCUCGGCGGCUUCAUGCGCGUCGCGAUUGGCAAUGCUGCCAGUCUCCAGCGCCUCGACACGAUUCUGUACCAGCGGUAUGCGUCGUCGCCGACGACCGACGAUCUCCCGUCGCUUCCGAUGCUCACAUCGUACAUUCGCUUUCAGCACGUGUCGUUCCAGUACCCGAGUUCUGACGCGCCAAUCGUGCAUGAUUUUAGUGCUUCGAUUCCGCUGGGCCACUAUGUGUGCGUGGUCGGGCCCAGUGGGUGUGGCAAGAGCUCGCUCCUCAAUGCACUCUUGCAAGUCUACCCGCUGAGCGCGGGGUCGAUUCUCUGGGACGCCUCUCCGAUCGCCAACUACUCGCAAGCGAGCCUCUUGAGCCAAGUGGCCGUUGUGUUUCAAGAUGGCGGUAUCCUCAACGGCACGAUUCUCGACAACAUUCGCUAUGGCCGGCCCACCGCGACACUCGAAGACUGCAUCGAGGCCGCACGGCUCGCCAACUGCCAUGCGUUCGUGUCGCAGCUGGCGAUGCAGUACGAGACCGUCGUCGGCCAGCACGCCGACGUCUCGCUCAGUGGCGGCCAAAUGCAGCGCAUCUGUCUGGCGCGGGCGCUGGUGCGCAAGCCGAAGCUCUUGAUUCUGGACGAAGCCACGUCGGCGCUCGACACGGAGACGGAGGCGCAGGUCGUCGCGACGCUCAAGAAGCUCACGGCGUCGUGGGGCAUGUCGAUUCUUUCGGUGACGCACCGUCUCGCGACGACGCAAUCCGCCGACAACAUUCUCGUGCUUCAGAACGGAACGCUGGCCGAAGAGGGCUCGUACGCGGCGCUCAUGGCCAACCCGUUUGGACUCUUCCGCGAAAUGGUGCAGAAGAAGGCGUCGGACGGCAGCCCUCGCCCGUCGGCCGCGCCCAAGUCGGACGAAGAAGCCAUGUACCUCUCGGAAGAAGCGCUCGGCGCCUUUACGCGUGGCCUCGAAUCGCGCGUGGUACAAUUCGCUCGUUCCAAAGACGGACAAGUUGUCUGA